AAAUGAAAUAAAUCCGCCCUUCGUGCGUACCGCCAGUCUCGGUCCUCGUCGGCAGCCGACAUUCACGGCUGCUCGCCCGUAUGGCGACGCUACCUGCCGCAGACAGGAGGGCGUUCGCCCUGAAAAUCAACAGGCACUCGUCUGCAGAAAUAAGAAGGCAAUUUACUGUUCAACCAGGAUUUGCACAGUCCUGUCAACGAAGUUUAAGUACCCCAGGCUUUUCUACAUUUCAUCUGCCUUCCUUUUAUGAUGCAGUAGACCCAGUAGAUUUUGAAGGCUUCCUGAUGACGCAGCUGAACAACUUGGACUUAGAUCUAGCGCAAGAACUUGGGGACUUUCCUGAAGAUGAUUUGGAUGUUGUCUUUACACCCAAAGAGUGCCGGACUUUGCAACCCUCUGUGCCAGAAGAUGGGGUUGAACUGGACUCACACGUCAAAGACUGUGUUCAGACUUACAUCCGUGAGUGGCUGAUUGUGAAUCGAAAAAACCAAGGGAAUUCAGAUACUUGUAGCCUGAAAAACAAGGGAUCCCGAAAAGAUUUUCACAAAACGCUUCAGAAACAAACAUUUGAAUCAGAAACACUGGAUUCUGGCGAUGCAACUUUUCAGCCGGUGGGACCCCAGCAUAUUCCUGCUGUCCCGGAGGAGGCCUCGAGGACGAGCGCGGCCUGCUCGGACCUGGAGCUGCGCAGCCUGCAGCCGGACCCGCGGCUGGAGCACCUGCUGCGGCACGCCAGCGCCGAGGAGUUCGAGCGGCUGAACGAGGAGGCACGCCGCACCAACAGGCACCCCGAGCUCCUCGCCCUCUACCCAGCCGUGGAUGAGGAAGAUGUAGUGGAGAUACGACCAGUGCCAGAUCGCCCAAAGGAACAUCUGGGCAACAGGAUUUUGGUGAAGCUGCACACUCUGAAGUUUGAUAUAGAGAUAGAACCUUUGUUUGCAUGCAUAGCUCUCUAUGACAUAAAGGAAAGAAAAAAGAUCUCGGAAAAUUUUCACUGUGACCUCAAUUCUGAUUCAUUAAGAGGAUUCUUGCGUUCUCAUACACCCUGCAUUGACUUGUCUACUCAGGCAAGAUCAGCAGUAUUUUCUGUCACUUAUCCCUCACCAGAUAUAUACCUGGUAAUAAAGAUAGAAAAAGUGCUUCAGCAAGGAGAAAUUGGAGACUGUGCAGAACCCUACAUGGUUCUUAAAGAAAGUGAUGCUGGCAAGACAAAAGAAAAGAUUGAAAAACUGAAAGCACAAGCGGAAUCCUUUUGUCAGAGGUUGGGGAAAUACAGAAUGCCGUUUGCCUGGAUUCCCAUAAACCUAGCUAAUUUCUUCAACCUUUCAACACUUGAACGAGAAAUACAAGAAGCUGAAGGUUUAAAUGGGAAAGGUUCCAGUAGUGACAAGAAGGCAACACUGCUGCAGGCAAGAAGGCUUUCUGAGAGAGGUUUCAGCUCAGAGGAUAACUAUCCAGCAUCAAACUUCAAAGUAAUGUCCUUUAACACCUUCUUUAAACAGGAAGGAGACAGACUCAGUGAUGAAGAUCUGUUUAAAUUUUUAGCUGAUUUCAAAAGAUCAUCUUCCUUACAAAGAAGAAUUAAGACUUUACCAGGAACACUUAAAGUGGAGAUUUCCCCAGCUCCAGAAAACAUUGGUUAUUGUCUGACACCAGAACUACUCCCACUGAAGCCAUUUUCAGAAAAUCGUAGUCGCCCUCACAAAGAGAUUUUGGAAUUCCCAAUUAGAGAAGUGUAUGUUCCCCACACCAUUUAUAGAAAUCUCCUCUAUGUUUACCCUCAGAGGCUGAAUUUUGCUAACCGACUGGCUUCUGCAAGGAACAUUACCAUCAAGAUCCAAUUUAUGUGUGGUGAAGACCCAUCCUGUGCAAUGCCGGUAAUUUUUGGGAAAUCUUCAGGUCCAGAAUUUGUCCAAGAAAUAUACACAGCUAUCACAUAUCAUAAUAAAUCCCCUGACUUUUACGAAGAAGUGAAAAUUAAGCUGCCAGCAAAACUCACAGAGAAACACCAUCUACUGUUCACAUUUUAUCACAUCAGCUGCCAACCCAAGCAAGGAGCAUCUGUUGAAACCCUCCUAGGGUAUUCAUGGCUGCCAAUUCAAUUAAAUGAUCGUCUUCAAACUGGACAUCAUAGUCUUCCUGUUGCAUUGGAUAAACUGCCUUUACACUAUUCAAUUCACUCGCCUGAGAAAAUUCCAUCUCAGACACCCCCUAUUAAGUGGGUUGAAGGACACAAGGGCGUUUUCAUUGUUGAAGUUCAAGCUGUGUCAUCUGUUCACACCCAGGACAACCAUCUGGAGAAGUUCUUCACCUUGUGCCAUUCUCUGGAAAGCCAAGUGACAUUCCCCUUUCGAGUGAUGGAUCAGAAGAUUACAGAGGCUUCCUUGGAGCAUGAAUUGAAACUCAGCAUUAUCUGUUUGAAUUCUUCACGCCUUGAACCUCUUGUCUUAUUUUUGCAUUUGGUACUAGAUAAACUUUUCCAGCUGGCUGUACAGCCUAUGGUCAUAGCUGGCCAGACAGCCAACUUCUCACAGUUUGCCUUUGAGUCUGUGGUUGCAAUAGUGAAUAGUCUCCACAAUAGCAAAGAGCUGAGCAAGGAUCAGCAUGGAAGGAACUGUCUCCUGGCAUCUUAUGUGUACUAUGUAUUUCGUCUGCCAGACCCACAAAGAGAAGUGGUCAAACCAGGUGGAGGCAGCAGUGCCGUUUCGACAGAAUCGCGUUAUUACACCUUUGGACGCACUUCCGCAGUGUCUGUAGGAAGCAAACUCCUGCAGAGCCGAGUGAUAAGCUGCAGCAAUCCUGACAUCACUGUUACACAAUCUGCUAAUGAUGAGGAGGUCAAAAACAUCAUGUCAUCCAAGCCUGUGGAUCACAGUUCCAGUCGGAUGUCUUACUACGUUGAAGGAACAAAUGACAUGUCAGGCCUUUGUGCAAGCACAAGACCAUCCAAUAAAAAGCAUUUCCAUGAGGAACUGGCGUUGCAGAUGGUGGUCAGCACGGGCAUGGUGAGAGAAUCAGUUUUCAAGUAUGCCUGGUUCUUCUUUGAGCUCCUGAUAAAGAGUAUGGCUCAGUAUGUUCACAACACAGAGAAGCAAGAUAACUCACGAAGAAGCCGGUUCUCUGAUCGUUUCAAAGAUGAUAUUACCACUAUAGUUAGUGUGAUUACUUCAGAGAUUGCUGCACUUGUAGUCAAAUCACCCAAGGAAAGUGAACAAGCAGAAAAAAUUAAUAUCAGCCUGGCAUUUUUCUUGUAUGAUCUUCUUUCUUUAAUGGAUCGAGGAUUUGUGUUUAAUCUCAUCAAACAUUACUGUAAUCAGCUUUCAAACAAGCUGAAUUCACUCUCCACCCUGAUUUCCAUGAGACUUGAGUUCCUGAGAAUUCUCUGCAGCCAUGAGCAUUACCUCAAUCUGAACCUCUUCUUCAUGACAUCUGCAUCUGCUCCAGCGUCUCCCUCUCCCUCCUUGUCCUCCCAGAACUCCAGCUCCUGCUCUAGUUUCCAGGACCAGAAAAUCACUGGUAUGUUUGACCUCUCACCUGAAUACCGUCAGCAGCACUUCCUGACUGGCUUACUUUUCACUGAAUUGGCAGCAGCGCUGGAUGCUGACAGCGAGGGAAUUAGCAAGGUGCAAAGAAAAGCUGUCAGUGCUAUCCUUAGCCUGCUGAGUUCCCAUGACCUAGACCCACGUUGCUCCAAAAAGGAGGUGAAGAUUAAAAUUGCAGCUCUCUACCUCCCUUUGGUUGGUAUCAUUUUGGAUUCUCUACCGCAGCUCCAUGAUUUUACAAUUUCAGAUAUCCGCAGUGGAAAGGGACGCACAGGAAACCCAGAAGAAGAACAAGAGUCUUCAGGUGCAAUCAACCAAAACGUGGCCCUUGCCAUUGCAGGGAGUCAAUUCAACAUCAGGAACUCCGGAAUACCUCUGGUGUCACUGCCCUACAGACAGAUUGCCACAUUAGGUCCUGAUACUACUCGCAACCUUUUGAUCUGUUUCCUCUGGAUUAUGAAAAAUGCUGAUCAGAACCUAAUACAGAAAUGGAUUGCAGACCUUCCAUCCAUGCAGCUUAACAAGAUUUUAGACCUCCUCUUCAUUUGUGUUUCAUGCUUUGAGUAUAAGGGCAAGCAAAGCUCAGAUAAAGUUAGCACCCAGGCACUCCAGAAGUCACGCGAUGUGAAAGCUCGAUUAGAAGAGGCUUUACUGAGAGGAGAAGGAGCCAGAGGAGAAAUGAUGAAGCGCUGCAGAAUACCAGCUGGGAAUGACAGAUCAGCAGGGGUAAAUGAAAAUUUGCGCUGGAGAAAGGAGCAGACACAGUGGCGGCAGGCAAAUGAGAGACAAGAUAAGACGAAAGCUGAGCUAGACCAAGAAGCUCUGAUCAGCGGAAACCUGGCAACUGAAGCUAACCUCAUCAUUCUUGAUAUGCAAGAGAACAUCAUUCAGGCCAGCUUUGCAGCAGAAUGCAGAGAUAAUCUCUUGGGAGGAGUUUUGAAGGUCCUAGUAAAUUCUCUUGGCUAUGAUCAGAGCACAACUUACCUGAUUCAUUGCUUUGCCACACUCAGAGCACUCAUUGCCAAGUUUGGAGAUUUGCUUUUUGAAGAAGAGGUUGAACAGUGUGCUGAUCUGUGUCAAAGAGUUCUCCAUCAUUGCAGCAGCAGCAUAGAUAUUACACGGACUCAAGCCUGUGCCACUCUUUACCUCCUUAUGAGAUACAGCUUCAGCUCUACCAGUAAUUUUUCAAGAGUGAAGAUGCAGGUGACCAUGUCGCUAGCUUCUCUGGUUGGAAAAUCACCCGAGUUUAAUGAGGAAUUCCUUCGACGAUCCUUGCGAACCAUCCUGGCCUAUGCAGAGGAAGACAUAGAUAUGCAGGCAACGCCAUUUCCCAUUCAGGUAGAGGAGCUACUGUGUAAUCUGAACGGCAUCCUGUCAGAUACGGUGAAAAUGAGGGAAUUUCAGGAAGAUCCAGAGAUGCUGAUGGACCUCAUGUACAGAAUUGCAAAAGGAUACCAGACAUCUCCAGACUUGAGGCUGACUUGGCUGCAGAACAUGGCAGAGAAGCACACCAAGAGGAAGUGCUACACAGAAGCAGCCAUGUGCCUGGUCCAUGCUGCAGCACUGGUGUCAGAGUACUUGAGCAUGCUCGAGGAUCGGAACUAUCUCCCUGUGGGCAGUGUCAGUUUUCAGAAUAUUUCGUCCAAUGUGCUGGAGGAAUCUGCUGUUUCAGAUGAUGUUUUGUCUCCAGAUGAAGAUGGCAUAUGUUCUGGGAGGUAUUUCUCAGAAAAUGGACUGGUAGGGCUGCUGGAACAAGCUGCAGAGCUCUUCAGCACGGGAGGUUUGUAUGAAACUGUGAAUGAAGUGUACAAAAUUGUCAUCCCCAUACUGGAAGCACAUCGAGACUUCAGGAAGCUUACCUUGACACACAGCAAGUUACAGAAGGCCUUUGACAGCAUUAUCAGUAAGGGACAGAAACGAAUGUUUGGAACUUACUUCCGUGUUGGUUUCUAUGGAUCAAAAUUUGGGGACUUGGAUGAACAGGAAUUUGUUUAUAAGGAGCCUGCAAUUACAAAACUCCCUGAGAUUUCUCACAGAUUAGAGGGAUUUUAUGGCCAGUGUUUUGGGGAGGAUGCUGUGGAAGUGAUUAAGGACUCUGCUCCAGUAGACAAAAGAAAGCUGGAUCCCAAUAAGGCAUACAUACAAAUUACUUUUGUGGAGCCCUAUUUUGAUGAGUAUGAGAUGAAGGACAGAGUUACCUACUUUGAGAAGAACUUCAACAUCUGCCGGUUCAUGUACACUACGCCUUUCACUAUGGAUGGGCGUCCCAGAGGAGAACUCAGUGAGCAGUACAAGAGGAACACCAUCCUAACCACAGUGCAUUCUUUCCCCUACAUCAAAACUAGAAUCAAUGUCAUCCACAGAGAAGAGUUUAUUUUAACACCAAUUGAAGUUGCUAUUGAAGAUAUGCGUAAAAAAACACAGGAACUAACUGCAGCCACCAACCAAGAACCACCAGAUGCCAAAAUGCUCCAGAUGGUUUUGCAGGGCUCAGUUGGAGCCACUGUAAAUCAGGGACCACUAGAGGUAGCGCAAGUGUUCCUGGCUGAAAUUCCAGCAGACCCCAAACUUUAUCGACAUCACAACAAGCUGAGGUUGUGCUUCAAAGAGUUUAUAAUGAGGUGUGGUGAAGCAGUGGAGAAAAACAAGCACCUUAUUACUGCUGAUCAACGGGAAUAUCAUCAGGAGCUCAAAAGAAACUACAUAAAACUGAAGGAGAACCUUAGACCCAUGAUUGAGAGGAAGAUCCCAGAGCUCUACAAACCUGUAGUGAAAGUCCAUAGCAUAAGGGAAUCUUUUCGUAACCACAGUUUUAGGAAAUACGAUGCCCAGACAUCUUCCCAAAGUACCUAAGAACUAGCUGCUUGGCCAAGGAAGAGCUUCAUGCUGCAAGACAGAAGUGAUGGCGUAUUUGUUCCACAUCUAUGAAAUCAGAAAUCUCUCACAAGACAGCAUGUGCACUUUCUGGACAGCAUGCAGAAAAGCAUUUACACAAGAUCAUUGAAUGAAAAAUAGGGGAUAAAUCCUAACCAAGCACGUACCACAAGGGCUUGGAAAGGAAGGGGAUGCUUUUAGAUACUUUUGUACAUAUUGUACAAUAAUGGCCUAAUGCAGAGAGGUGAACCUUGGAGUAGUCAGUGGCAUGAAGCCAGUCAUGACUAGGUAAC
Camarhynchus parvulus is the source of this 6709-nucleotide messenger RNA. It is a transcript of the gene DOCK8, whose product is annotated as dedicator of cytokinesis 8. Lineage: Eukaryota; Metazoa; Chordata; Aves; Passeriformes; Thraupidae. Gene Ontology annotation, molecular function: guanyl-nucleotide exchange factor activity. Gene Ontology annotation, cellular component: cell leading edge. Bases 81 to 6395 code for a protein of 2104 amino acids. Gene Ontology annotation, biological process: positive regulation of T cell migration; small GTPase-mediated signal transduction; positive regulation of establishment of T cell polarity. The record is from RefSeq and is a predicted model, not a curated record. The transcript is spliced from 48 exons.